Daldinia caldariorum is the source of this 2419-nucleotide messenger RNA. RefSeq lists its product as uncharacterized. NCBI's taxonomy places the organism in Eukaryota, Fungi, Ascomycota, Sordariomycetes, Xylariales, Hypoxylaceae. Gene Ontology annotation, molecular function: DNA binding; DNA-binding transcription factor activity, RNA polymerase II-specific; zinc ion binding. The coding region runs from base 1 to 1905 and encodes 634 amino acids. The transcript is spliced from 4 exons. The record is from RefSeq and is a predicted model, not a curated record. Gene Ontology annotation, biological process: regulation of DNA-templated transcription; DNA-templated transcription.
AUGGAGUCUUACGCGCACGCGCCCAGUGUAGCGCCCUCGAUCUCGAAUUCAUCUCCAACCGCGUUAUUAAAUGGCCUUGGCUCGGAAAUGCCUAAUCACCCACCCCACUCAACGCCGGUAUCCUCUGGCUCCGAUGCUGUCGAUUCACGGACAUCGCCCCAGAACACUGUGCAGGCUGCUUGUCUCGCCUGUAGGGGAAAACAUUUAAAAUGUGAUGGAAAGUAUCCAUGCUCGCGUUGUCAGACAUCAGAAACUGAAUGUAUCUACGUGGCUUCUCGUCGCGGUUACAAGGGACCGAGAAAGAAUGCGGUCCCAAAUCCAAAUAAGCGGCACGCAACCGACUCUCCGCCGUCCGCCGGUGGCGAUCGCUGUCCGAUGUUGUUAGGUGCGACCGUUUCAACCGCUGCGCCCCCGAGCUUAACGACCUUUAACUCGGGCUUGGUAAUCCCCGAGUCGCCCGCAACGCCAUUUGCGCCUCCUGGCAUGAACGGCCUUCAAUUAUACAGAAAUCCCUACCUCAACGGGACCAAUGGUGCCCUGGUAGAAGCCAACUCGCGGCCGCUGACAGUCCCUGAGCGUUGCAUUGACGCGUUUUACUACUUUUUCUAUCCUGGCCACCCCUCCGUUCUGCCCAAGGAACACCUGCUCAAGAUAUCUAAAGACGGAAAUCUUGAUCAUUUGCUCGCCGCGAUGAGAUGGGUCGGGUCGCUGUAUAUCGACGCCGGUCCUGCCCGUGCGACGUUCUUUGAAGAGGCUAUGCGGCUGGUUUACGCUCCGAACGUGGCCAAGGAUGGUUACCUAGUUCAAGCUAUGGUCAUCCUCCUAAUCGGACUCGAUGGCAACUGCCAACAGGAAAAGGCACGCGAAAUCUUGUCCGACGUCGAGCGGAUCGCCAUUGAAAUUGGCCUCUAUACGAGAACCUAUGCCACAGCGCACGGAGGCGGCGUUCCAAGGAUGGAAGAGAGUUGGCGACGGACGUGGUGGGACUUAUUCGUCGUGGACGGAAUGGUUGCCGGAGUGCAUCGUCACACGAAUUUCCUCCUCUUCGAUAUCGUGGCUGAUGUAGGCCUCCCGUGCGAAGAACAUGAAUACACAUCAGGGAACAUACCACGGCCAAUGUAUUUAGAAGAUUUUGAUGAUCAAAUAUUCUCUGGGGAAGAGCGAGAAUUUUCUUCAUUCGCCUAUCGCGUUGCAUCCAUAAGGAACCUUGGACGCAUGAUGCGACUCACCGGCUAUCCGAGCGCCGAGAAUGUCAACAAGAUUGAGACAUUACUUUCUAACUGGAGGAUGCAUCUGCCGCCGUCCAAGCAGCACAGUUUGAACAAGAACUGCCAGCCAGACGAGAUGAUGUUCCAAGCACAUAUGAUUAACCAUGCCUGCUCAAUCAUGUUGCACCAACCUCUCUCACAGUUAGAUUCAUCGCCCGCGCGCGAAGUAACAGCUUGCGCGCCGCAUCGAGCUGUUCAGAGCGGUGACCAUUUCAAUAUCCACACUAGGCAUAUUAUUACGGCCUCGUGUGAGAUCAGUAAGAUGGUCACGUAUAACAUGCCGAUCACAAGCCAUACGCACUUCUUCACGUGUGUGCUGACGCUUUCCUCGAUCGUCCAUCUUAGCAAAUGGGCCCUCGAGUAUUUCAUUCAGGACGAAGAUGAUCUUCGACAACAGAUUCGACUGAACAUCGGGGCUUUAAACAAGCUUAGUGGUGUUUGGAAAGCAGCCAGUACGGCGUCAAGCCAAGUCAGGGGCGUCGCGCAGGAGAUCUAUCGUGCUAAGAGGGCGCAGCAGAAUAACCCUUCGUUCUGGGUCGGAUUUACGCAGGAAGAAAUCAUCAGUACCAUGGCAGCUGACGAGGGCAUCAUGACCGAGAUCAACACUAUGCUAACGAGCGCACCGAGCGCACCAUGAGAUGUUGAGGAAACGGCUGCUCUAUCCAGUGUUCAGACGAAGUCGGGACGGUAAGGUGCCGUCUGUUUCAGCGAAAAGGAUUCGGUCGACGAGUUACGCCUAUCCGUGCCGUUCUCCGUCCAGACUGGGCACACAUAUAUAUAAGAAAAGAUGUGGGUUUUCACAUAAUGGAUAAGGUGGAUAGGGAGAGUUGAGAAAUGGGUAAAGUCCGUGGAUUUUAGCAGCAGCUUGUAGGUUAAGGAAGAGACGCAACAGGCGGGCGAAACGGGAAAAAGAAAGCCAACCAAAUAUACCAAAAACAAGAACAAAAAGCUGGACGAAUGAGGUCGAUGGGUGACGAUAUGAAGGAUAUACAUACCUAACCUAGAUGUGCUUAUAAAUGGCCUCUCUUCUUGCCUGGAGGACUAUUCGUCUUUGGGCACGUAAGCAAUAUUUAGCAGGAAGAUUGGACACAGAUGGGUAAUGUUUAUAUUAUAUCUACUCGGGCUACGGUGUAAUUUGGGUUUGGUUUCCU